AUGGCCGAAGCCCUGCUGUUUGUAACACAGGAUGACUUCACCUGCUCAAUCUGUGUGGAGACCCUGACUGACCCCAUUGCCAUCCCGUGUGGUGACAGUUUUUGUAUGCAGUGCCUCACUGACUACUGGGAUCUAAGACAAGAGUGCAGAUGUCCUCAGUGCAGAAGGACCUUCACUACGAGGCCUGAGCUGCACAUAAACACAGUGCUGAAUGACGUGGUGAAGAAAAUAAAGAAGCAGACACUCAGUCCUCUUCUGUAUCCGAGUGAUGACGGCCCUGGAGACUUGGAGUGUGACAUCUGUACUAGGAAGACGUCCAGAGCAGUGAAGUCCUGUCUGACCUGCAUGGUCUCCUACUGUCAGUUUCACCUGCAGCCCCACUUUGAAAUAGCGGCCUUGAAGCACCACAAGCUGACUGAUCCAGUUAGAAAUCUGAAGGAGGAGAUCUGUGCGAAACAUCAGAAGAGUCUGGAGAUAUUCUGUAAAACUGAUGAGACGUGCAUCUGUGUGAUGUGUGUGGUGAAUGAACACAAUGGGCAUAGAAUGGCGGAACUGGAGAGAGAGAGAGAGGAACAACAGAAAGAGCUGGGGGCGAUACAUAGAGACAUCAGGAGGAGAGUCAAGAAGAGCAAGAAGAAACAAAAGAAGAUAAGGGGGGCGGUGAAGCAGAUGAAGAUCUCUCUGGACAAUGAAGUGGUGGAACAUAAGAAAAGCUUUACUGAUCUGAUUUGCGGUCUUGAAGAAACCCAAGAGAAACUGAUUGAGAAGUUCAGAGAACAAAAAAAGAUAGAAAUGGAGAAGGCUGAAGAAGUCAUGGAGAAACUCGAGGGGGAGAUCAAGGAGCUGGAGUGUAAAGGUGCUGAGCUGAAGGAGCUUUCGCAGACCAAAGACCACAUCCGCUUCCUGCAGACCUUCUCAUCUCGCCGUUUCCUUCCUGCUGAAGGAGACUCGCUCAGCUUCAAUGUCACUGUGAACUUGUCUUCUGAGCACCUGAGAAAGGAGCUGUCAUGUAUGAAGAAGAGUCUGGAAAAGAGUCUGGAAAAGAUCAGCCAGUGGGACAUCACGACAUUGACGUCAAGUCAUGAAAUUCCAAUUUUCUCCUUCCAGACUCCUGAGCCUCGGAGAAGAGCGGAGUUUUUAAAAUACUUCUGUCCACUCACACUGGACAUCAACACAGCAGGCAGGGACCUCCAUCUCUCUGAGGGUAACAAGAAGGUACUGAAGCUUCAUCUCCUCCUGCAGUCGUCUGAACGUCUGAGUGGUGAGCAGUUUUUACAGGACUGA
Molecule: messenger RNA, 1284 nt
Organism: Erpetoichthys calabaricus (reedfish)
Lineage: Eukaryota; Metazoa; Chordata; Cladistia; Polypteriformes; Polypteridae
Product: E3 ubiquitin/ISG15 ligase TRIM25-like
Exons: 8
Coding region: 1-1284 (427 amino acids)
Molecular function (GO): zinc ion binding
Source: RefSeq, a predicted model, not a curated record